AGUGCACUCCCACUUCCGGUGUCAUGGCAGCCUGAAGUCCCGGGAGUCGGUGCGGGCGCUGGAGGCCCCUCCCUGCGGAGCGGCGGGUCCGGGCGGGGAUGUGACGGCGGGCGCCGCGGGCCUGCCUGGCGCGUCGUGUCGGCUCGCGAGUCCUCGCCCUAGCCCGCACCAUGGCGGGGUCCGGCUGCGCGUGGGGCGCGGAGCCGCCGCGCUUCCUGGAGGCCUUCGGGCGGCUGUGGCAGGUACAGAGCCGCCUGGGCAGCGGCUCCUCGGCCUCGGUGUACCGGGUGCGCUGCUGCGGUACCCCGGGCUCGCCCCCCGGUGCCCUCAAGCAGUUCCUGCCUCCGGGAACCACCGGGGCUGCGGCCUCGGCCGCGGAGUAUGGUUUCCGCAAAGAGAGGGCAGCGCUGGAGCAGUUGCAGGGUCACAGGAACAUCGUGACGUUGUAUGGAGUCUUCACCAUCCACUUCUCUCCAAACGUGCCGUCGCGCUGUCUGCUGCUUGAGCUCCUGGAUGUCAGUGUGUCGGAAUUGCUUCUGUACUCCAGUCACCAGGGUUGCUCCAUGUGGAUGAUCCAGCACUGUGCCAGAGAUGUCCUGGAGGCCCUCGCUUUCCUUCACCACGAGGGCUAUGUCCACGCAGACCUCAAGCCCCGGAACAUCCUGUGGAGUGCGGAGAACGAGUGCUUCAAGCUUAUCGACUUUGGACUCACCUUCAAAGAAGGCAAUCAGGAUGUAAAGUAUAUUCAGACAGACGGGUAUCGAGCUCCUGAAGCAGAACUGCAAAAUUGCUUGGCCCAGGCCGGCCUGCAGAGUGAUACAGAAUGUACCUCAGCUGUUGAUCUGUGGAGCCUUGGAAUCAUUUUACUGGAAAUGUUCUCAGGAAUGAAACUGAAACAUACAGUCAGAUCUCAGGAAUGGAAGGCAAACAGUUCUGCUAUUAUUGAUCAUAUAUUUGCCAGUAAAGCAGUGGUGAAUGCCGCAAUUCCAGCCUAUCACCUCAGAGACCUUAUCAAAAGCAUGCUUCAUGACGACCCAAGCAGAAGGAUCCCUGCUGAGAUGGCGUUGUGCAGCCCGUUCUUUAGCAUUCCUUUUGCCCCUCAUAUUGAAGAUCUGGUGAUGCUCCCGACUCCAGUGCUCAGACUCCUCAAUGUGCUGGAUGAUGACUAUCUUGAGAAUGAAGAUGAAUAUGAAGAUGUUGUAGAAGAUGUAAAAGAGGAAUGUCAGAAAUAUGGACCAGUGGUUUCUCUGCUUGUUCCAAAGGAGAAUCCUGGCAGAGGACAAGUCUUUGUUGAGUACGCAAACGCUGGCGAUUCCAAAGCUGCUCAGAAAUUGCUGACUGGGAGGAUGUUUGACGGGAAGUUUGUUGUGGCUACAUUCUACCCGCUGAGUGCCUACAAGAGGGGAUAUCUUUAUCAAACCUUGCUUUAACCAGUAACCUAAGGACUAUUUCCCGUUCUCCUCUUCCAUUUCUUGGAUUAUUAUAUUCCACAGCUGAAUGCAGGAGCACCCCUUUACCCAUUUUAAAGGGUACCUUGUACAUUUAUUUAAUCCUACUAAAUGUGCAGCCAUUGCCCAAACGGUGACUGCAUUGCAAACACGGCACUGAGUAGGACACAACCUCUCAGCUAUGCAUUGAGGGGCUCAGAGCACCCACGGGGCACCCUUUAUUUGUGCAGUAGGGCAGGUGCUGCUCUUUACUAUGUAACCUAAAAAGAUGUCAUUUCAUGUGAUGAUGAAACAGAGAUGGGUCAUUUGUCAUAGUGAAUAUUAGUAACAAAUUUGUUAGGGUUGGUGACAUCUCAGAAUAUGUGUUUGUAUUGUCAGGUGUAUCUCCUUGUUGUUCUAGCUGGCACUGGAUGCUCUAAUAAUGUUACGUCAUUGGCAAGCAGCAGUUACCUACCGUGUUCUUAGCAAUGAGUUGUGAAUUUUUCUAAAGGAGUACUGUAGGACUUAAUAUUCCUCUGAAGAAACUGCAGUGAGCCAAUCAAUGUUUUUAAAAUUACUAUUAAGGCUUUUAAAAUAGAAAGCUGAUGCUUGAUCUUGCACAAUUUUUAUGUCUAGUGUGUGUGCUUGAGUGGGUGUGCAGGUGUGAAAGACAAUAGAGAAAUCUGAGUCAGUGUACUUUACAGUGUGAGUCUUGUGAGCUAAUACAGUCGAUAACCAUUUCUUCCUACCUGUUUCACACUUGAGAGACUUGGGCUAAGGUUUCUUGAAAGUUGUUCUGACAGACAGAAUGUAAAUGACAGAGUUCUUUACUGUAAAGUGCAGAACAACGUGGAGGCUGGACCAGGGUUCCACACAGCUCUUCAGAGUGUUAGUUAGCCCAGACUCUGCUCUACGGUAGACCCAAGAUUAGCUUAUCUCUUUUGUACUGAAUCUCUUGUAAUAAUUGUGAAGUUUUUCCAGGUGUGAUUCUGCUAUAAUGGGAAAUUGAAGUUAGAUGCACAGUGACGGGAAAAGAGCAAAGUGCAGAGAAGGCAGCUAUCACAGUCCCUCCGCCCGGCCUCCUGGCUGCCCGGCUGCCCUGUCCCCUUCCUCUCCUUUCCCCAUGGCCUCUGUCUACAGCUGGAGGGCAGUGUCCCGAGUCAUCUGCUUUUGACUGUAAGGGGAAGAAACGUUGAUGUAUUAUAAGGUUGAAGUAGAAAGGAAGAAAACUCGGUUUCUAAAAGAACAAUAACAAUCUGGUGUGUCGUGAUAGAGGAUGCCUGUGGUCAUGAGUCUGUGGGCGCAGCCUGACUGUAGUUGAGGAAUAUGAGUGUGGAUUCUUCCUGCUCUGCAGUAGAUUGCCUUGAAAGGUGUAAAGUUAGAAACUUUUGUAAAGCACUGAUUAUACAAGAUAACCCACAAAUUGUACACUUGUUACGGAGUUUUUCUUAUUUCCUUACCUGAAUGAAAGUUUUAUUUAUUUAUUUUCCCUUAGGAAAGAGAGUUUGUUUCUUUUCCUGCUGGCAGCCUGCUUAUAUAGUCGUUUGUCCAUGCCAUUCAGGUUUCUGAAAACUCCAUUAAAACUUGCAUUUUAGAGGAUGAACUAUUUUACCCUGUUUAGACAUUUACUGUCCAACAUUUGUUAGUAUAAUCAAAUUAUUCAGAGAUCCCUGUUACGAAGUUAAAUUUGGUAUAAGGGGAUUUAAUGAUGAAUUACCUCUGCUUUUAUGUUGUGGUCCCUGAUGUGUGUCUUAGGAAGAAGGCUUUUUCGGGGGUUCAUUGGGUGGUUGGUUUUCAAGUCAAACUUGAAGAACAUAGAAUUAGGACUGUGAAGUCCUAACUAAGCUUUCCUAAAACAUACAUACUUACACAAGCUGCUGUGGUCAUUACUAUCAGGUCUCUACGUUUCUACUGAUGGACACAAGAUACAAGUGGAUUCUUUUGAAGGGCAAGUAUGGUUAGCACCUGUUCCUACAUCUCCUAAAAUAGAGAUCUAGCAACACUGCAGGUAGGUUCCCGGCCUUAUCGCGCAGUGUGCUGCUAACAGUGCUGUACUCACAGCGCUCUGUGAGCCUCCUUGUUGCGGAGGUAGGUGUGCAUGUGUGUAGGGUGUGACGUGUACACUCGGUACAGAUGAUGCUAGCCGGACUUCAAGGGAGCGGAGGAAGUAAAUAAGUGAGCCCAAGUAAUUACAUUGAAUUCACUGGAUUAGAUAGGUUAUAUUGAAGCCACAGACUUGACAACAGAAGAUAAUCUACUAUGAUCUAAACCGUUGUGUGAUAGCUCUUCCGCCCAUUUUACCAAAGAGGACAGCUGCAAAUUCCUCCUCUGAUACUAUCAGGACUUUCAUUUUAAUAUCUUUCUUAAACUGGGACCAAAUAAAUACUACAAAAGAUGCAAUUUUCACAUAGAUAUAUGCACAGGAAUUUUAAUUCUUUGAAUUUAUUAAAAACCUAGAAUUCUCUUACUAAGGGGUGAAGAGCGAAAGCCCGUGUUACUUAGUCCCUGUGUUUGGGGACAGAUUUUAUCUCAGGUAGUUUUUUUCUCUCCCUGUAUGAAGAUUUGUGCUUCCUUCCCUCUUGCCUUCUUACGUUCUUCUUUAUUUUUACAUGGUACUACUGCACAGUGGUACAUUUUGUCCCUGAUAAGGCACAGAAAGUGAUUGCCCAUGGGGAAAUUUUGGGUUCUUUAGAAGUAUUUGGAGGAGGUGACUUGCAGCCAUUAUCAAAACUAUAAUUCAGUAGUUUGAAGAGAAUAAUAGAGUUGGACACCCCAGUAAGGUAUUGUCUGCAUUUCACCAUAAGUCUGCAGUUCUUAUGACUGGAGACACUUCUACCUUUGUGACCAGUGUCUGUCUUUGGGAACUCUUCCUUUCUGCUAUCCCUUGAGCUAAAUUUAUGGCUGCUUUUAGAAUUAAAUGACUCCCAUAGUUUUACUUAACUGCCUCUGUUUUAAUUGAGAGAGUUGUGGUCUUCUCGUUGUGAUGUAGCUGCUGAAGAGUGCUGAGAUAUGUUAACCUGUCAACAGCUGUGCUGCCACCCAGAGAGGGGUGAGGAGCAUCAGGGUAUAAGGUGACCCUCUGUCUUAGUACUCUAGAUUUUCCCUCAGGUAAGGCAUCAGUUAUAGGAUAGCUUAGAAGCAGGCUUAGGAUCAUGCUGCUUUAUUGCUCUUUUGAAUGUAUGGAUCAGAGGCAGGUGGCUGACAAUAGUCACUGAGAAUGAGCAUCAUCAGGCCUACCCUGUAGAAACUGUGACAGCACGAUGGGUGGGGCCACACUGGUGACCAUGUAUUUUACCUAGACUCGCACCCAAGGGCACAGGCUGGGCUGUUUAUUUCAGGUUAGGGUACAGACCGUGACUUUCCAUCUGUUGGAUGUGUAGCUAGCUAAUGUUUUGGGCAAGUGCCUUGUGGUUCCUGGCAAAUACUAAAUCUCAUCUGGCUGAAAGCUCCAGGGGAUAACUGCACUGUCACCUCUUUCCUGGAAUAACUUGGAUUAAUUCAAGAGAGUCCAGAAUUUUCUUGGCUUACCUUAAAAAAAUGUGUAAAACUAUUUCAGUUGGACUUAUUUCAGAAUUGCAUAUUGAUGGAAAGGCCUGUUAUCUGGCACAUCUAAUUCGGAGAUCUAGUUUCAUUUAUCAGGUUCCUUUCUCAAUGCUUACUGAUCCAGCUCUCUAUUUCUUGUAAGUUGUGGUCACUUAACACACCAGCCCUUGGUGACUUCUAACUCAGCAGAAUCCUGAUUUCUCGAGGUGCUCAGCAAGUCGCCUUCCUUUGCCUAGGGUCUGCUACUCUUCUCCCUUGGCAUUCCCUGUCUCCUCAAGCACUGCUCCUGUUGAGUCUGUCAUGUAGAGCUUACCUGGUAGAUUUUAGACUUUUUGGAGGUUGGGUGUUCGAGGCAGGGAUUCUCUGUGUAGCCUUGUCUGUCUUGGAACUAGAUUUUAGAUUCUCAAUCAUAGAGAAACUUGAAUAUUUUAGUUUUUAGAGUGUCCCCAUUUUUUAAAAAACUAAUUUUGAUCCUUCCUCUACCUUAUAUGAUAGGCGGGAUCAUGAUUUUUAUCCUUGCCGCUUCCCCCCAGAUGGUGUUCACCAAUGACUAAUGCUUCACACUAUGACAGGCAGUUGGCAGGUACUAGGUAUUAAAGAAGGCAAACAAUUUAGAGUAUUUUUGCUAUGACUUUAUAGGAGAAAUGAGCUGUCAAAAGAAAUAUGUACAAGCCAGGGAGAAUUUAGGAUAGAAAGUUUUUGGAGACAGGGUUUUGCAGUGUAGCCUAGACAGGCCUCCAGCUCAGGAUCUUCUGUCUCGGCCUCCCAAGUACUGGUUGUCACAGAUGUGCGCCAUCUUGCCCGGCUCUGUCAAGAAGCUGUUUUAUAGAUGGUCAUUUAGGUGAUUUUUCAGGAUGCAACACUUAACACAAAAGUUUACACACAUUUUGUUGUCCUGAUAAAAACUAUUCAUUUUCUAUAGCUCAGCACUUUCUCUGAUUCUUGUGCUGCUUAUGGGAACUAUUGUUUUAAAUUUGCUGUAUUUGUGCCUUUCAGAGAGUCAUAAUCAUGGUAGUUGUGUUUGCUGGCCCCACUCUAGAUGCUGGAGUUCAUGGAGUGUCACUCAAUGAUUGCUGGGGUGUUAGACUGGGUAGCAGUCACGAUGAUGCGAAGGACAAUUGGUGGUUCUCUGAACUGAGUUCCCAGUGUGUGCAUGGAGAGGCAGACGUGGUUUUACUUACCUUAGAGGUCAUUCAUCUCUGUUGUACAGAAGACAGCUGAUUGUGCUCUACUUCUCUGUUAAAGCAAAGCAAGCUACAUUCUUGGGAGAAGACUGGAAUUGUUUGUUCUUUUGUUUGUUCUUACUGAGAACCUGUGUGAGCAGCAGCUACUGCCACCUUCAGCUCCUGAUGGUCAGUGAGCAGGUCUCCCCAUUCGGUAAGAUCCUUGGUCGGAAUCACGUCCCUUCUCUGUCAGCUCCUCUUACAGUUCAUGAUACCAAGACAGCAUGCAGAGACAACGCGCAUGUGUUGACUCAGAUGCUCUUCAGUGACUUGAAUUCUUUCAGCUGUGUUACUCUAGUAGGUGGGUCAUCAGAAGGCUGUCAGAGGUAAGAACAAGGAAGACAAAGAUCGAUAUGAGCAGAGAGGAUGAAAAGUGGCUCCCUUACUGCUGUCAGUGAUCUUCCACAGAGAGGUCGUGCUCUAAGAAUCUAGACUUGUUACCUGUAGUGUAAAACCAUUGUCUUUCUUAUACAUUCCUCAUCCUUGUUUCCCCGAAAGAUUAUUGUCAGGGUUUAUGAGGCCAGAUUAAAUAUCCAUAUUCAGUUUCUCUGAUUUUUUUUUUUAAGAA
Apodemus sylvaticus (European woodmouse) is the source of this 6761-nucleotide messenger RNA. It is a transcript of the gene Uhmk1, whose product is annotated as U2AF homology motif kinase 1. The coding region runs from base 171 to 1430 and encodes 419 amino acids. Gene Ontology annotation, cellular component: nucleus; neuronal ribonucleoprotein granule. Gene Ontology annotation, molecular function: protein serine/threonine kinase activity; ribonucleoprotein complex binding; RNA binding. The transcript has 8 exons. Lineage: Eukaryota; Metazoa; Chordata; Mammalia; Rodentia; Muridae. Gene Ontology annotation, biological process: regulation of protein export from nucleus; peptidyl-serine phosphorylation; positive regulation of translational initiation. The record is from RefSeq and is a predicted model, not a curated record.